AUGAAGCUUCUUUCUACAGUCGUCUUGGCUUUGUCUUGUGGCCUCGUCCACUCGAGCCCUACGUCAAGGGCUGCCAAACCACCACGAUUCUUCCUCAUUGGAGACUCUACCGUCGCUGUCAAUGGCGGUUGGGGCGACGGACUCCUCUCAUACCUCAAAGCGCCUGCUAAAGGCGACAACAGAGGUGUCAGUGGUUCUACAACCGUAUCUUGGAAAUCCAGCGGCCGCUGGGAUGCACUUAUCCGAGACAUCAGCUCUGCCAAGGGUGACUUUGAACCCGUGGUUACGAUCCAGUUUGGCCACAACGACCAAAAGGUGAUGCAGUUGGACGAGUUCCAUUCUAACCUGGUCAACAUUGGUAACAAUAUAAGAAAAGCGGGAGGGACACCAAUCUUCAUCACAUCAUUGACGCGCCGCACAUUCUCGGGUGGGCAAGUUGUCGAAAACUUGAAGGACUGGGCUGCCGAAACAAUCGCCGCUGCUGGAGAUGUUGGCGCAGAGUAUCUUGAGCUUAACAAAGCAAGCACAGACUAUGUCAACGCAAUCGGGGCGCAAAACGCUGACUCUUAUAAUUGGGGCCCUGGCGAUAGAACGCACCUGAACCCUUCUGGCGAGAUCGUGUUUGGACGCAUGGUUCUAGAUUUGUUACUGGAGAAGCGCAGGGACUUUGCCGUCUAUUUUAAUUCGAACGAGGCGCUGAGUGAAAAGAUCAAGAAGGGGGAGUAUGCAACUGGAGGAGAAUGA
Fusarium pseudograminearum CS3096 is the source of this 744-nucleotide messenger RNA. RefSeq lists its product as uncharacterized. Gene Ontology annotation, molecular function: hydrolase activity. The transcript is spliced from 2 exons. NCBI's taxonomy places the organism in Eukaryota, Fungi, Ascomycota, Sordariomycetes, Hypocreales, Nectriaceae. The record is from RefSeq and is a predicted model, not a curated record. The coding region runs from base 1 to 744 and encodes 247 amino acids.